Messenger RNA from Symbiodinium necroappetens, 1109 nucleotides. The record is from the annotation of a GenBank genome assembly. NCBI's taxonomy places the organism in Eukaryota, Dinophyceae, Suessiales, Symbiodiniaceae.
GUGGCACUUUACGACACAUCUAGCCGGACAUUGGGUGGUGACAUUGCGGUGGCGAGCGUUCAGUUCACGGACGACGACUUUCAUGAAAAUUCCAUCGGAGGCACUGUGAGUUGGCAGCGUGGUGCUGCAACCACAGACUUUGGCUUUGUGUCGGAGUUCCAGCUGUACUUGGCAGAGGAUGCUUUGGGGACCAACGAGCGGAUGAUCGACUCAGUGGGUGCGAGUCGGUCGUCCUACGAGAUUACAAACGUGUCGAGACGCAUGUCAGAGUAUGGUUGCUCCGCAGGCUUUCCGGAUUGGUGGGUGACGCUUGGCAUGGCUUUGCCACAAGAGCUAACAAAGGGUGAUGUGUGCGAUGGCGGCAAAGUUUCUGUAACGAUCUUGCAAUCAGCCAAGGAGCACAACCACAACGAUGUCCUCCAGUUCAACCACAUCCUCCGUGACCCAUACUUCUACUUCUACGAGCUCCACCACGUCUUCCACAGCAACUUCGACCACAUCCUCGUCUUCUUCAACAAGCACCACAAGCAGCACGACUUCGACAUCAUCCAGCACCACUACCUCUACCUCGACAUCUUCCACAUCAUCGACAACCACCAGCACCAGCACCUCAUCCACAAGCACACCAUCCACGAGCAGCAGUACGUCAUCAACUUCCUCAACCUCGUCGUCCUCGUCAAGCACGUCGUCCACUUCCACAUCCAGUUCAUCUACUUCCACCAGCAGCACCAGCACCUCAUCUACGAGCACUUCAUCCACGAGCAGCAGCACGACAACGACGACAACGACGUCAACAUCUUCGUCAAGCUCGUCGUCCACGUCCACCUCAAGUUCAUCAACGUCCACCAGCACCACCAGCACCUCAUCUACAAGCACUUCAUCCACAAGCAGCAGCACUACAUCGACCUCGUCGACUUCAACAUCUUCGUCAAGCACUUCGUCCACAUCCACGUCCAGCUCAUCUACUUCAACCAGCAGCACCAGCACCUCUUCUACGAGCACGUCAUACACAAGCAGCAGCACUACAUCGACCUCGUCGACUUCAAUAUCUUCGUCAAGCACUUCGUACACGUCCACCUCAAGCUCAUCUACUUCCACCAGCAGCACCA